GAUGUGUUGCGAAGUGGUGAUCCUUGAUGUAACGACGUCGAUCACAGAACACAGCCUUGCGAGGCCUUCGCGGUAAUAAGCCCACCGUUUCGCAACACAAAUAUACAACUUCUAGAAUUUUCAUGUAGGCUUCAGUUCCUCACACCAAGCUAUUAUUGCUUCAAUUGCUUAAACGGCAGGAACGGUUCUGACCUCUUUAGAAUUCUCUGAAGCGAAUCUCAACACUCAGAUUUUCUUUGCGCCGCAAAGGACUACCUUACCGCCUGCACAUCUGAAUCUGCGAAUCGCAGCAGAAAAGAAAUAUUGCUUCUCAAUUGCUCUGCCAGCACUUCCAGCAAGCUGUUACAAGCUCUGCGCCAUGUUACGGCACGGCUCUGGCAACGCGCCACCAAAAAUCGCAAGUCGAACCUCCUCAAUAGACAAAGUACCCCAACUAGUCGGUCAAUUGAACGCAGAUGGGAUCGCAAGCCUAGAAGCAGACCCCGCAUACGCAAAGCCAUCUCGCUCGAACCCUCCUCGUUCACUGAAAACUGCUCUCGAUGCAGCAACCGAUUCGAGAAGGAAUAGCUCUGGGGAUACGACGAGCGAGACUAGCGAGGAGGAUUACGAUAAUUUGAAGCACGAUCCUGCGGCUGUGGUUGGUGGUGGGAAAGGGGGAGGGUAUGAGGAGGAGGUCGUGAGAACACAGAGUACGCCGGAAUUGGAUGGGAAUGGCAACGGACAUAAGAGUUAUGAAGCUUUGAAAGUGCCGCAUACGCGACCUGGAGCACCGAGGUUGAAAAGCAUACCUGUUACUUUGAAUAAGUUGAAGGAGAAGGGACGGUAUAUAUUGACGGCAGACGAUGAAGCUUUGAGGGAUAUCUUGAAAUCGGGGAUAGAGAGGCAGGAAAAGGAUCCGGCAGGAGCAAAGAAACGGCGAAGCAAGUUCAGUGAUUUAGUCUUCACAAGACAAUUUACUGCCUUUGACCGCCAAAACGCAGAUAGCGCCGAUUCAGCAUUCCAUGGAUUCUUCACGCUAUUCUGGUUGGGUACGGCUUUGUUUACUAUCAAGCUUGGAGCCGAGAAUUGGAGACAAUAUGGAAACAUCCUUGGUAGUAAUGAGAUCAUGGGACUUAUGUUUAGACGAGAUGUUAUGGUUCUAGGACUGUCCGAUGGAGUGCUUUGUGGUGCUACAGGCUUUGGUCUGAUCUUGCAAUGGAUGAUUUUCAAAGGGUGGAUCAGUUGGAACAGAGAGGGAUGGAUUAUACAAAGUGUUUGGGAGGCACUAUAUCUCGUUGCAGUCUUAGGAUGGACUUUGUUCCGAGAAUGGCCAUGGACACAUACAGUGUUCUUCGUGCUUCAUGGCAUUGUGAUGCUUAUGAAGCAACAUUCCUACGCUUUCUACAAUGGUCACCUUUCCGAGGCAUACAAGAUGCGAGCAACUCUUCUACGGAAGCUCAAACAGCUUGAAGCUAUUUCGCCUGUCAAAACGCCUUCAGACACAACCCCAAGAGCUUCUUCACUAGUAACUUCGUAUCUCGACCAACGACCUACAGCAACAGAUCUCAAUCAACGCCGUAAAAGUAUCUCUGGAGACGAUGGAGCUUCAAACAUCCUUCAGAUAGCCGCUGCCAUCGAAUCUGGCGAACCUCUGGACAUUGAUCAGAUUCAGACUUUCGAGCGAAUCAUCAAUUGGGAAAUUGAUGCUCUUUCAGAAGACCUAAAAGGCAAAUCCACCAAAGGAGGGAAAAUCUAUCCACAAAAUCUCACUGUCUCCAACCACUACGAAUUCAUCGUCCUCCCGACUCUAGUCUACGAACUCGAAUAUCCCCGCUCCGACUCAAUAAACUGGUACUACGUAGCCGAAAAAGGCAUCGCAGUAAUCGGUGUCCUAGGCGUAAUGAACAUGGUCUCGCAAGCCUUCAUCUACCCGGUCGUCAUCGACACCAUGGAGAUGAAAGAUGCAGGCCUCUCCCUCCCCGACCGCCUCGCCCACUUCCCCUGGAUCCUCAGCGACCUCAUCUUCCCCUUCAUGAUGGAGUACAUGAUGACCUGGUACGUCAUCUGGGAAUGCAUCCUCAACCUCCUCGCCGAACUCACCUACUUCGCGGACCGCGGCUUCUACGCCGACUGGUGGAACUCGGUCUCCUGGGACCAGUUCGCCCGCGACUGGAACCGCCCCGUCCACAAUUUCCUCCUGCGCCACGUCUACCAUUCCAGCAUCUCCAGCAUGAAGGUCAAUAAGUACACCGCGACGCUCAUCACGUUCUUCCUCAGCGCCUGCGUCCAUGAGUUGGUCAUGUGGUGCCUGUUUAAGAAGUUGAGGGGCUAUCUGCUGUUUCUGCAGAUGAUGCAGAUCCCGCUCGUGCAGCUGAGUCGGACGCGGUGGUUGAAGGGACGGGCGACGUUGGGGAAUCUGAUUUUUUGGAUCGGGAUCUUUACGGGCCCGAGUUUGCUUUGUAGUUUGUAUUUGAUUAUUUGA
Molecule: messenger RNA, 2461 nt
Organism: Mollisia scopiformis
Lineage: Eukaryota; Fungi; Ascomycota; Leotiomycetes; Helotiales; Mollisiaceae
Product: MBOAT-domain-containing protein
Exons: 4
Coding region: 359-2461 (700 amino acids)
Biological process (GO): ergosterol metabolic process
Cellular component (GO): endoplasmic reticulum membrane
Molecular function (GO): ergosterol O-acyltransferase activity
Source: RefSeq, a predicted model, not a curated record